AUCAUAAAAGCAACACAGUCAGCAGUGUGGGAGACAUAUUACGGGCUAAUAAGAAGAAGCAAUUUUACAGAAACCCUCCCACUCCCACAAGUGAAGGAGCAAUUAUCAGCUGCUCUCUGCAAAGGAAUACCAAACCUCAAACCUUGAAAGCAGGCAGCAGCUUCACUUAAACAUCAUGCCAGAUAACAUGGAUCCGAAGAGCAGAGGGACGAGUAAAGUGGUGUGUGGGUACCCACUGAGCAUCUUCUUCAUCGUCGUGAAUGAGUUCUGCGAGAGGUUCUCCUACUAUGGCAUGCGAGCUGUCCUUGUGUUGUACUUUAAGUACUUCCUGCGCUGGGACAAUGAUUUGUCCACCUCCAUAUAUCACACCUUUGUGGCUCUCUGCUACCUGACGCCUAUCCUCGGGGCCAUUGUGGCUGACUCCUGGCUGGGAAAGUUUAAGACUAUCAUCUACUUGUCUAUCGUCUAUGCGAUCGGACAGGUUGCGAUGGCUGUCAGUGCGAUCCAUGACAUCACUGACACGGACAGAGACGGGACGCCCAAUAACAUGACAUUUCAUGUUGCGUUGGCCAUGGUAGGUCUCUUCCUCAUCGCCCUGGGCACUGGUGGCAUCAAGCCUUGUGUUGCUGCCUUUGGUGGAGACCAGUUUAAUGAGAAUCAGGAAAAGCAAAGGAGAACGUUCUUCUCUGUGUUCUACCUGUGCAUCAAUGGUGGGAGUCUCCUGUCAACCAUUAUCACUCCAGUCCUCAGAGCUCAGGACUGUGGCAUCUACAGUCAGCAGAAGUGUUAUUCUCUGGCCUUUGGUGUCCCUGCAGCACUAAUGGUUGUUGCACUUGUGGUGUUCAUUGUUGGAAGCGGUAUGUACUAUAAAGCUGAACCACAAGGAAACAUCAUGCUGGACGUGUGUAAAUGUAUAAACUUUGCCAUUGCAAACCGCUUCCGGCACAGAAGCAAGCAAUUCCCAAAGAGGACGCACUGGAUGGACUGGGCAGAGGAAAAAUACGAUAAACUCCUCAUUGCUCAAAUCAAAAUGGUGCUGAAGGUCCUCUUUUUAUACAUCCCACUUCCAAUGUUCUGGACCCUUUUUGACCAAAAGGGUUCAAGAUGGACUCUGCAGGCCACCACCAUGGAUGGAAACUUUGGUCUACUUGUCAUACAGCCUGAUCAGAUGCAGACUGUCAACCCCAUCCUGAUCCUAACCCUGGUGCCUAUCAUGGACAGUGUAAUCUACCCCCUGAUUAAAAAAUGUGGCCUGAACUUUACACCUCUGAAGAGAAUGACAGUGGGGAUGGUUAUGGCAGCUAUAGCUUUUGUCUGCGCUGCUGUGGUUCAGAUUGAAAUUGAUAAAACAUUGCCCACUUUCCCAUCGUCUUCCCAGAGUCAGGUGAAAUUAUUAAACAUGGGCAGUAGUCCACUGACGGUUACUCUGCCUGGCUAUGAAGCUCAGACACUUUCUCCAGCUCAGGCUAGUGAUGACUUCUUCACAUUGGAAGCAGGAAAUGUCACCUUUUCCAUUGGAUCUACAUUACAAAAUAUUACCAUGGACAAGAAACAGCGACACACACUUCUCAUCCCUUCAGACGUCAAUCAAUGGGAGCUGAUGGAUAGUUUGACUGAGAAGCCAGAACAAGGCAACAAUGCAAUCCGAUUUGUAAAUGGAAUGAGUAAAGCAGUGAACGUAUCAACUCCUGAAAUUCACGUUGGACUAAUUGAACCACUUUUUUAUUCCAACUACUCCUUGAUGAAAAAUGGAAAGGUCGCCUUCACCGUUAAGGGUGAUACACAGUCAUGUGAAUUCUCCAGAGACUUUGGAUUUGGGAGCUCAUACGUCUUCUUUAUCCCCAGCACUUUUGCCUUUGGGCCAAAUUGUCAUGAGUCUCUCACUGUAAUGGAAGACAUCAAACCCAACACUGCUCACAUGGCUCUUCAGAUCCCUCAGUACUUUUUUAUUACUGCUGGUGAAGUGAUGUUUUCUGUCACUGGGCUGGAGUUCUCCUACUCACAGGCUCCAAAUAACAUGAAAGCAGUGCUGCAAGCAGGCUGGUUAUUUACAGUUGCUAUUGGCAACUUCAUCGUACUGAUUGUGGCUGAGCUUGCAAAGAUUCCCAAACAGUGGGCUGAGUACAUCCUAUUUGCCUCUCUCCUGAUGGCGGUGUGUGUCAUCUUCUCCAUUAUGGCGUAUUUCUACACCUACAUUGACCCUUCAGAAAUUGAGGCUCAGUUUAGGAAGAAGCUUGAUGACGAUGACGAUCAUAAAAAACAGCAGGAUUCAGAUAAGGAUUCAGAUAAAGACAGUAGUAGUAGUGAUGAUGAAGCUGAUCCAGACAAACAGACCAAAAUGUGAACAGUCUAAAAAGUACUUAACCAUGAUGCAUUGAUGUUUAACAUCAACACGAGGUAGAAUUAUCAUAUUGUCUAUUUGUGUGUGUGUUUUAAAUAUUUUAUAUUCUAAUGUCCAAAUGACAAUUGUUAUUAUUUCCUUACAUUUACACAUUAUUGGAUGUAAUUGCUCUUUUGUAUUUAUGUGUAUGCUAUGUUCAAGUAAGCAAUGAAGUAAAUCCUGUUUGUGUGUUUUGCCAAAAAAACAAAAAAAAAACAAGCACAUAAUUCUUGUAGAACUCUUCAAAUCUUUAGCUUUAAAACUAACAGCCAUACAGUAUGAGACUGAAUAUUGUUUUGUUGUUUUUAUAUGUUUAGCACUUGCUGAAUGUCGUAUUAUAUGACAAAAAAAGAAUGCAUUGCAGCCUGACACCGAGAGAAUUAUAA
Messenger RNA from Larimichthys crocea (large yellow croaker), 2766 nucleotides. RefSeq names its product solute carrier family 15 member 1a (gene slc15a1a). Gene Ontology annotation, cellular component: membrane. Gene Ontology annotation, molecular function: transmembrane transporter activity. Gene Ontology annotation, biological process: oligopeptide transport; transmembrane transport. The coding region runs from base 176 to 2344 and encodes 722 amino acids. Lineage: Eukaryota; Metazoa; Chordata; Actinopteri; Sciaenidae. The record is from RefSeq and is a predicted model, not a curated record. The transcript has 23 exons.